UCCUUCCUAAUCGCUGCUAAUGCAGCCUUCACUGCGCAUGCGCGAACUGUUUCUCAGCAGGUAAAUUCCACCAUGGCGGCGAGAGGCCAUGUGCAGGACCCCAACGACAGGAGGCUCAGACCCAUAUACGAUUACCUGGAUAAUGGCAACAAUAAAAUGGCCAUCCAGCAGGCAGACAAGCUGCUGAAGAAACAUAAGGACCUGCACUGUGCCAAGGUCCUGAAGGCCAUCGGCCUCCAGAGGACGGGGAAGCAGGACGAGGCCUUCUCCUUAGCUCAGGAGGUCACCACCCUGGAACCCACAGACGACAACUCCCUCCAAGCCCUGACCAUACUGUACAGAGAGAUGCACCGGCCCGAGCUGGUCACCAAGCUGUACGAGGCCGCCGUGAAGAAGGUUCCUCUCAGCGAAGAGUAUCACUCUCACCUCUUCAUGGCGUAUGCGCGCGUGGGGGAGUACAAGAAGAUGCAGCAGGCAGGAAUGGCCUUGUACAAAAUCGUCCCCAAGAAUCCCUAUUACUUCUGGUCCGUCAUGAGUCUGGUGAUGCAGGCAAUCUCCGCACAAGAUGAUAAGCUGGCCCAGACCAUGUUCCUGCCGCUGGCCGAGCGGAUGGUGGAGAAGAUGGUCAGAGAGGACAAGAUUGAAGCAGAAGCAGAGGUGCAGCUCUACUUCAUGAUCCUGGAGCGUUUGGGGAAAUGCGUGGAGGCUCUGGAGGUGAUCCGGGGUCCGCUGGGAGAGAAGCUGACCAGCGAGCUGCAGAGCAGAGAGAGCAAGUGCAUGAUGCUGUACCGCCGGCUGGAGCGCUGGCCCGAGUGCAACGCCCUCGCCCACAAGCUGCUCCUCAAAAACCCUGAUGAUUGGCAGUUCUACCCCGCCUACUUCGACUCUCUCUUCCAGCUGCUGGAUCGGUCGUGGAGUCCUCCAGAGGAGGGCGAGCACUGCCCGGAGGGCCCGGUCCAUCACUCGGUGGCUGACGUGGUGCGGUUUGUGGAGGAGAGGAUUAAGGGCGAGGAGGGCAAGGAGUCGCGUUCCCUCAGAGGGCCGUAUUUGGCUCGCCUGGAGUUGAUCCAGCGGCUGAGGGAGCGAGGCUGUCCGGAGGAGAGCAUGCUGGGGGAGCCUUUGGAGCUGAUGGUGCAGUUCUUUCAGAGGUUUGGGGACAAACCGUGCUGCAUCACGGACCUGAAGAUCUAUCUGCACCUGCUGUCCCCCGACCAGCACGUUCAGUUCAUCAACCGGCUGAGUGACGGCGUCCCACUGGGGCAGCGGGAAGGGGAGGUGCCGGCCUUUCCGGAGGACACCAAAGCUCUGCAGAGGCACCUGUGCGUCUGCCAGCUGAGCCGGGCGCUGGGCCUGCACCACGCCCUGGACCCCGACGGGAAACUGCGGCUGAUAGCCGAACUGAAGGCGCACUACCGCCACGGACUCAAGUUUGGGAAGAACGCUCUGAAGACGGAGCUGCAGUUCUCUGACAUGUACUGUCUGAUGGCGGCGCACGUCUACAUCGACCUGUGGGCGGAGACCAACGACCAGAGCAUGGCGUGGCGAUGCCUGGGCCUCCUGCAGGAGGGGCUGUCGCACAGCUCCUCCAAUGCGCAGUUCAAGCUGCUGCUGCUGCUGCUCUACUGCCGCCUGGGGGCCUUUGAGCCGGUGGUGGACCUCUACUCCAGCCUGGACGCCAAACACGUUCAGCACGACACCAUCGGGUUCCUGCUCACGCGCUACGCUGAGCCUCUGGGCCAGUUUGCUGCAGCGUCUCAGUCCUGUAACUUCUCGCUCAGGUUUUUCCACUCCAAUCAGAAAGAUACCUCAGAGUACAUCAUCCAGGCCUACAAGUACGGCGCCUUUGAGAAGAUCCCAGAGUUCAUAGCUCUCAGGAACCGGCUGAAUCAGUCGCUGCACUUCGCUCAGGUCCGGACCGAGAGGAUGCUGCUGGACCUGCUCCUGGAGGCAGACAUCGUGUUGAGUCUGGAGGAGAGCGUCAAGGCGAUGUCGCUGUGCGCCGAGGACGACGACGUCCCCUGGGACACUUUGAGGGACAACAGAGACCUCACUGUUUUCACCAACUGGGACCCUAAGGAGAGACAGCUGAGCGACGACCAGCGGCGCCAGUCUCUGGAGGAGGAGUCCGUGUGGCUGCGGAUACGGUCGCUAACGCUGCGCCUGGUGGCGGCGCUGGCGGCUCUGGGUCACACGGCGUCCCAGCAGAACUCUGAGAUCAACAACGAGAACGGAGUCGGGGACAAGACGGCGGUCCUCAGCGGCCUGCUCACGCAGCUCAACCACACCCUGCAGACGGCUGCGCAGCUGGCAGAAAAACACAUUAAGCCCCCCUUCCUGGGCCCCCCUUCCACCCGCCUGGCCGCGGCCCUGUCCGGCGGCAGCUGUCAGUGUCAGGCCGCAGCGCUGCAGCUCGCCGUCCAUCUGCAGGAGCUGGAGACGGCGGGACUCGACGAGUCGAGCGAGCUCCAAACCCAAAUGUGUAACAGCUUUAAAUCCUUAAUCGUUCAGCUUCAGGAAAUACUGAAUAAAUGCAAAGGAGAUUUAUUGGAAGUGAAAGGGAGCAGAUUGAAAAUCCAGCCCUCCUUUUUAGAAAACCUCAUCUUCUUCGUAGAGACAGUGACCUUAGUGUUGUGGGUGAGCAGCUACUGCGCCAAGAUCCUCCGACCGCUCAAAACCAGUUUACAGAAGAAGAAGAAAAAGAAAAAGGAGACCCAGACAGCGCUGCCGCCGGUGCUGUGCGGCUUCCAGGAGCUGACGGCGAGCUUGCAGGACCUGCUCGCCCAGACGCUGGAGCACAUCAAGGCCCAGGAGGUCGCCGUGACGACCCUGAAACUGGCCAACUUGACCCUGGAAGGAAACACGCAGGAGGAGGCGGCGUUCUCCAAGGCGGCUGUGGACAAGGUGCAGAGCAGUUACCUGCGCUCGCUGCAGGAGGUGGGAGACCUGCUCAGGAAGAGGGUGGAGACUAUAAAGAACCUGAAGAUCUGAAGGCCAUCACCCCCUCCAGCGUGACUGAAACCCCCCUCCAGCACCACCUGCUUCCUGCCCCGCCCACAUCUGGACUCCCUCCUGCCGUCUGCGUUCAUGACCUCCGUCUGCAGCUGCGAGCUUUGAGAUGAACUCUGGAGUUUGAACAUUCUUCUAGGAGACGAGUUCCUCCACAGAAAUCUGUCUAGAUCAAAUUAGAAAGAAGGAAUUUUGGCGGGAAUUGUACAUAGAGCUCCGCAUACGGAGGGUUACGGCAGAACAAACCACUGUCCUCAUAGCUUCUGGUGUCUCCAUCGCAGCAACCUACAUGUCCGAGGAGAUGUGCUUCUUCAGCCGGCUGCUCCUUCCUGAUGGACGGGUGAGAGCGGCCAGGCCGCCUCCGCCGCCGCUUCCCCAUCAGGACGUUUUUUUUUUUUCUUUCUUUUCUGUGAGUCUUGUGUGUCGCUCCCACUGUGGACCCGGCGUGUCGUGUUGUUGAGAGAAGAGCUCAAAUGAUGGGAUGUUUUAUAAAGGCUCUCCUGGCCCGCUUCUUGUUUUUUAUAGAAAUUCUAAGGUCAAAUCUGGGCAUCUUUGACUGGACUGAUUAUUUAAGAAACCAUGUUUGACUAUCUUGAAUGUUCACCCAAACCUGGUGGAGACAAACGUGUCGUUAUGCAACCGAUGGACGGCUGUGAGCGAAGUUCACGGUGUGGGACCGCGGAUCGGCUUCAGGCCCGGCUCUGUCCUUCCAAACCAUCUGACUGACUUUGGACCUGACGCUGAACGUCCCGGCGUUUUAGAGCAGCUACAGUAAAAAAACAUCGGAUCUGCAGACGCAGCAUCCUGUCUGCAGACGGAGAACACUGACUGCAAACAUCGCAGACGUCUGCAAACAGAGAACACUGACUGCAAACAUCGCAGACGUCUGCAGACGGAGAACACUGACUGAAAACAGAGACCACAGCAGCAUCCCGCCUGCAGACAUCGCAGACGGAGAACACUGACUGCAAACAUCGCAGACGUCUGCAGACGGAGAACACUGACUGCAAACAGAGACCACAGCAGCAUCCCGCCUGCAGACAUCGCAGACGUCUGCAGAAGGAGAACACUGACUGCAAACAUCGCAGACGGAGAACACUGACUGCAAACAGAGACCACAGCAGCAUCCCGCCUGCGGACAUCGCAGACGUCUGCAGCCCCAACAUCCUGCCUGCAAACAUAAACAAUCACUGCAACCCAUCUACAAAUGUCUGCAUCUCCCUGUCUGCAAUAAUCAGACGUCUGCAGCUGCAGAAUAACUGACUGCAGAGACAUCUGCAGCACUACUGUUCCACCUAGAACUGCAGCAACCUAUUUGCAGACUUUUUUUUUUUUUUUUUUUACCAUUUUAGGAAUUUGCCAUGGAGUGUGGAAUUCUAGUGACCCCCCCCCCCCCCCAGUUGCUGGUGGACUCUCAGAUGCUGUGUACUUUUCCGCGUGGACUGGGAUCGGUGAGGGGACGUCUGCGUCGCUGGGGUUCAGAGCUGGAGCUGAGCGUCUGGAGCGUCACGCCAUCACCUUCUUUUGUUAGAAAAUGGAAAACAGAAACACUGGAAUGUCAGAGUUUUUUAAAUAAAAGAAUAAAUGUGAG
Messenger RNA from Oryzias latipes (Japanese medaka), 4597 nucleotides. RefSeq names its product N-alpha-acetyltransferase 25, NatB auxiliary subunit (gene naa25). The record is from RefSeq and is a predicted model, not a curated record. NCBI's taxonomy places the organism in Eukaryota, Metazoa, Chordata, Actinopteri, Beloniformes, Adrianichthyidae. Gene Ontology annotation, cellular component: cytoplasm; NatB complex. Gene Ontology annotation, biological process: N-terminal peptidyl-methionine acetylation. Gene Ontology annotation, molecular function: protein binding.